ACGGGUAGGACAUAGCAGUUCCGUCGACUUCUAAGCGGCCGCCGGAUCUUAACGUGUGACUUCAGGCGCCAAAACUAAAUAAGCUGAAAUCAACCAUGGAGGUGAAACUAGACGGACCGCUCCGUAAAGAGCUCGCAGACUCGGUGUCGUCCUGCCGGGUGCUGGUUGUUGGAGCCGGUGGUAUCGGCUGCGAGCUGCUGAAAAACCUCGUCCUCACCGGCUUUAACAACAUCGAAGUCAUCGACCUGGACACGAUUGACGUGAGCAAUCUGAACCGACAGUUCCUCUUCCAGAAGAAGCACGUAGGGAAAUCCAAAGCGCAGGUUGCUAAAGAAAGCGUGCUGCGUUUCUGUCCUUCUGCUAACAUCACAGCGUACCAUGACAGCAUUAUGAAUCCAGACUACAAUGUAGAAUUCUUCAGGAACUUUCAGCUGACCAUGAAUGCUCUGGAUAACCGAGCGGCCCGGAAUCACGUGAACAGGAUGUGUCUGGCUGCAGAUGUUCCUCUGAUCGAGAGCGGAACCGCGGGAUACCUCGGUCAGGUCACCGUCAUCAAGAAGGGGGUGACAGAGUGCUACGAGUGUCAACCCAAACCCACACAGAAGACCUUCCCCGGCUGCACCAUCCGGAACACUCCGUCCGAACCCAUCCACUGCAUCGUCUGGGCUAAAUACCUCUUUAAUCAGCUGUUUGGAGAAGAAGAUGCAGAUCAGGAAGUGUCUCCUGACACGGCUGACCCAGAGGCUGCGUGGAAUCCGGAAGAAACGGCAGCACGAGCUCAAGCUUCAGAUCAAGAUGGAGAUAUCAAGCGCAUUUCCACUAAAGACUGGGCUCGCUCUACAGGCUACGACCCCGUCAAGCUCUUCAACAAGCUUUUCAAAGAUGACAUCAUGUAUCUGUUGACGAUGGAUAAACUGUGGAAGAAGAGGAAAGCACCCGUGCCUCUGGACUGGUCUGAGGUUCAGCAGCUCGUGAACAAACAAGACGAGGGGUGUGGCACAGGGCUGAAGGACCAGCAGGUGCUGAGUGUGUCUGGUUACUGUCAGCUCUUCCAGCACAGUGUCAACACACUCAGUUCACAACUGGCAGAGAAAGGCGAUGGAGCUGAGCUGGUUUGGGACAAGGACGAUCCUCCAGCCAUGGACUUUGUGACGGCGGCGGCUAACCUGCGUAUGCACAUCUUCAGCAUGAACAUGAAGAGUCGUUUCGACGUCAAAUCUAUGGCCGGAAACAUCAUCCCAGCCAUCGCUACCACUAACGCGGUCAUUGCAGGCCUCAUCGUGCUGGAGGCGCUCAAGAUCCUUAACUCGGACUUCCAGCAAUGUCGUACGAUUUUCCUGAACAAACAGCCAAACCCCAGGAAAAAGCUGCUGGUUCCAUGUGCGUUAGAUCGUCCCAAUCCGAACUGCUAUGUGUGCGCCAUCAAACCCGAAGCCACCAUUAAACUCAACGUGCACAAAGUCACUGUACAGACUCUACAGGAUAAGAUCCUGAAGGAGAAGUUCGGCAUGGUGGCACCGGACGUGCAGAUAGAGGAUGGCAAGGGGACGAUCCUCAUCUCCUCAGAGGAAGGAGAGACCGAAGCAAACAACGGCAAACUUUUAUCAGACUUCGGCAUCCGAAAUGGCAGCCGGCUUCAAGCCGACGAUUUCCACCAGGAUUACACACUUCUGGUCAACGUUGUGCACUGCGAGGAAAUGCCGAAGGAUGUAGAGUUUGAAGUUGUGGGCGAUGCCCCUGAGAAAGCUCCGCCCACAAGUGCUCCAGAACAAGACAAGAGCAUCACCAAUGGCAACAAAGACACUGCCCAGCCCUCUACCUCAACAAAAGCUGCGGCCGAAGAGGAGGACGUUCUGAUCGUAGACUCCGAUGAAGAACCUUCCUCCAGCACCAUGGACGUUUCCACGGAGACCAGCAACCUGAAGAGGAAGCUCCCAGACGCCGAAGCGAACGAAGCGGUGCCCAAACGCAAACGCCUCGACCAGCAGCCGGCCGAAAACGACGAGGACGACCUCAUCGCUCUAGACUAGCACGUCUUCUCGUCCUCCCUCCACACAGAGGGACUACUGUUUGUAUUUUUCAUACUGUUCUCAUUAACGAUCUUGUGUAAAUAUACAUGUACAAAAACCGCUGAGCGCUUCAUCGAUGUGUUUUUUUUUCUUUCUAUUUCUUCGAAUUUUACAGCAAAAACAAACAGACUCAAGGUUUGUUUAAAAAUGACUAUUGUUAGAUCGCUGAAAUUUUCAUCCGUAGUAAGCGUUACGGUUAUUCAGGUGUAUUUCCUGUUUGGAGGCAUAGAAGGCUGAAGAAAACACGUCACGUAUUUUGGUGUGUUUUAUCAUCGACGUUGAAGACGUUCCAUAUUUAUUAUUUUUUAUGAACUUGCAUAAACCACCAGAGGCAGGUGCCGAUCUUGCAGUAUUUUUAUUUCGUUCGACCUGUUCCGUAAGCUUUCUCUCCAACAUAAUGUUGUAUCCAUGUUUUUUAAUACAAUUUGAUGGCAGUUAUUUAUUCUCCCUA
Messenger RNA from Tachysurus fulvidraco (yellow catfish), 2520 nucleotides. It is a transcript of the gene uba2, whose product is annotated as ubiquitin-like modifier activating enzyme 2. Lineage: Eukaryota; Metazoa; Chordata; Actinopteri; Siluriformes; Bagridae. Gene Ontology annotation, biological process: protein sumoylation. The coding region runs from base 96 to 2030 and encodes 644 amino acids. The transcript is spliced from 17 exons. The record is from RefSeq and is a predicted model, not a curated record. Gene Ontology annotation, cellular component: cytoplasm; SUMO activating enzyme complex. Gene Ontology annotation, molecular function: SUMO activating enzyme activity.